Molecule: messenger RNA, 672 nt
Organism: Prorocentrum cordatum
Lineage: Eukaryota; Dinophyceae; Prorocentrales; Prorocentraceae
Source: the annotation of a GenBank genome assembly
AUGCAGAAGAUCGCGGAGAACAGGUUCUCGCAGGCGAAGAAGCCCCAGAGGACGCGGCUCACGUGGAGCGCGCUGCUGUGGGAGGCCGCGGAGCGGGCCGUCAGGCCGGAGGUGUCCAAGAGGCGGGCGAAGCAGGCACUCGAGCUGGCCACAGAGGACGGACAGACGCCCUGGGCGCCCCGUUCCGGAAGGUGUGGGGCUGGCAGUAGGCUCUCAGCUCGAGGGAAGAAGCGCGCCGACCAUGACCACGAUGUGUCUCGGGAUCCUGUCGACUGGUGGUGGGUGAUCGGCCCAUCAGUGAUCCCUGCCAGCCCUCGCUGGUUCGCGAGGAUGAUAUGCCCCGCCUCCUCGGCAGCCCGAGCCUCGGCCAGCCGGCCCUGCCGCGCGUGGGGCACGCGCGCGGCCCGCCAGCCACGCGGGUUGGCCGAGCUCCCUCCAACCGAUCUGGUGAUUUUUCAUCCUCCGACAUGCCGCAGCAGCUCGCCCGGGCAGCCCGAGGCGCCCUGUAAAGCCCGCUGCGGGACGUCGGCCUCUGACAAGAGCGCCGCCUCAUGCCAGCCGUUUGAGAGGCCAGCGCGGCUCCUGCCCAUCGGCCCAUCGGGCCGCCCCCCCAGACAUCCAGCGCUCCCAUGUUUUCGAUGCGUGGACCCCCCUCGCAGGCCUAGAGGUUGA